UUAUUCUUGCAGAUUUGCGGCUUUUACGCACUCCAGAAGCCUGGAACGCCCACAGCGCGCACAGUGACGUUGCGCUGCACAACAACAAGCCUCUCCUUCAGCUUGAUUUCCACACCAGCCUGCCCACAAUUUCUCUUGGUAGGAAUUGCAUUUUAACUGUUGCGCUCUGCAAGAACAGAAUCCACAACGGCAUCGGUCAUGAGCUCCCAAAGGGACUGAGACAGACAGAGAUGUUGAUGCUUGAGACGUUCCAUCGCCUCCUUCUGGCUGCCGCCUGCCUCUGUGUCUGGGGAACUCCAGUCCCAAGUUUCACCCCCACACAGGACAGCAAGUGUGAUGGGCCAUGUGUCAGCACCGUGACACCUACAGGGUCGAGACCUGACGCGGUGGUGAAGUCCAAACCUUCAGAUGAGUCUGUGUUCGGGUCGUCCAGACUUACGACUGGUUGACGUGGAAUAUAGGUGCAGAGGGAGGAGCUGACCCAAAUGGAUGGAAAACAAGACCUAAGGGGAUACAUCUGGUGACGCAGGUGGAAAUUGGGGACAGCCGUGAUGCAAGAUCUGGGACGAGCGAGGCCGACGGUGAGGUGUGGAACAGAAGGAGCGAGGAAAAGGGCAAGGCUGCUGUUGGGGGGAGAUCUGAGAUGGCAGAUGCUCAAAGACAGCCAGAGGAAGCUUCAGUUCUGUCUGCUGAUUCGUUCACAGAUGAGCCAAUACCAACAUUGAGAGGUGAUCAGGACAUGACCCAAAGACUGACCCCACGUGCAUUUCCUUGCUCCUCCACAGCUCCAUCACAGCAGAAGACUUCCUCAGAGGUACAAGAACCUCCAAAGGAGACACAAAUGGGCAACCAAGAGGAUGAUGGCCAAACAAUAUCGCCUGAUGGUGAGGGUUCUGACCCCAAAACCGACAGGACACCACCCCUCACGGAACCUUCAGCGCACAUACAAAGGCUGACCUCCCUUGGCAUCGCGCCUCCCUCGUCUUUCUCCACAGCUUUGUCCAUGUGGGGCCACAAGGGCGUGACCACAACCAUGUUGCCGGACUCCCUGCUGCCUGAUAUUGGACCAAACCUGAUGCCGAGAGAAGACGGACCAGAAAACCUGUGGACUGAGGCAGCAAGAGCCAGCAACGCAGACACUGUGAUGCCGCUGUCCCAGGAUGAGGCCACAGAGGGCACCAUGUCAUCAGAGGCUCUUCCUCUCAUCUUCGAGCCUUUUGACGAUAUCACACAGGAGGGGGUGGCUGCUCCGGCGGUCGCCCGGGCACCCGGCAGCGCUCAGCCUCCUGCUGCCAUGGCAACCAGAGGAAUGCCUCUGUCAGAGGUGGACCUUGACCAGCUGGUCACCGUGGAGACAGACAGUGAUGGACCCUCACAUGCUCCGCCCAUGCUGAUACCAGACUGGACGUCGACUUGGCAGACAUCAGGUGCUGAGCUCCUCGAGCCAAUCAGCCCGUCAGGUCUGUCUGCUUCUCAGCGUCGGGCUGGGACCAACCCAGAAGGUGUGGUGAGGACACCAAAUGUUGAAGCAGGCCUGUCCACCAGUGGUACCCUGUCAUCCAGCCAACAAGCAAUGACAACAGACCAGACAUACCACCAUUCUGCACACAAAUCCAGAUCAGGGUUUGUGGAGGUGGAAUCUGAUGAGGAGCCAGACGAGGACGAGGAGGACGAGAACUCAGAGGAGUCACUGGAAGAAGAGAGCGAAGAAGAUCUGACAGAAACACCCAAACCAUCCUCAACGCAGCCUCCGUACAGCCUCAUCCCUCCACCGCCCGUGUGGGUUCAGAGAAACCCGGGCCUGAUGAGGAGCUGGGUGGAGCUGAUCAAAGAGAAGGCGGGCUACGUUUCGGGAAUGUUGGCCCCAGUUGGCAUUGGCAUCACGGGGGCGCUGCUCAUCGUAGGCGCCCUCUACAGCAUCAGGAUGAUCCAUCGCAAACGGAGGAACAGCUUCAAACACCAGAGGAGGAAGGUCAGGCAGCCAGAGCAACCUCGAGAACCCGGCGUAAAUUGUCAGGAUCAGGCCAUGCUGCUGGCCGACAGCUCCGAGGAUGAGUUCUGAUGAGCCCACCAUCGCCAUGACUACCGCGUCUGCAACCUCUCUGGGCUGUUUGGCGAUGACUCAUGAUGCACCAAUUGGAGCCGACUAUAGAGCACAAUUUGCACAGGCUGCACCGAAGUCAGCUGUGAACUAAUUCCUGCUCUAAAGGUACCGAUUUGAGCACUUUCCUGAACGCUGACACAGCUGGAAUAACGCACUUUGACAUGCAUUAAAAAAACAACAAAAAAAU
This is a messenger RNA of Thalassophryne amazonica, 2291 nucleotides long. Its product is annotated as armadillo-like helical domain-containing protein 4. The transcript is spliced from 8 exons. The record is from RefSeq and is a predicted model, not a curated record. Lineage: Eukaryota; Metazoa; Chordata; Actinopteri; Batrachoidiformes; Batrachoididae. The coding region runs from base 644 to 2062 and encodes 472 amino acids.